AGCCUACUCUGCAGCUCGGGUAAACAGAGACCAGUCCCGGUGGGAGGGACCCCGGCUGGGGGGCGGGGGCGCGGAAGGAGGAUCGAGGGGGUAGGGGCCCUGGGGAAGUUUCUGGGAUCAUUUGCUCUAGGACUUGAACUACACUAAAAAAAACUGGUCCAAAGCUCGGCGCAAAAGGAUCUUUUCAUCCCAGCCCUUUCGCCCACGCAGGGAACUAUGCCUCUGGAGGUGGUGGUGGAGCUGCAGAUCCGGGCGAUUUCUUGCCCAGGGGUGUUCCUGCCUGGCAAGCAAGAUGUGUACCUCGGGGUCUACCUCCUCAAUCAGUACGUGGAGACAAACUGCUUUCCAUCUGUGUUCCCUAUUAUGAUUCAGCAGAGCAUGAGAUUUGAAAAGGUAUUUGAAAAUGCAAUCGAUCCUGGAGCUGUAGCAGACCUUUUAGAAAUGUGGGAAGAAUUGGCCUACUAUGAAGAAAACACACGGGAUUUUCUUUUCCCUGAGCCCAGGCUGACACCUUCCCACCCUCGGAUGUGUAGGGAGGUGCUCAUGAAGACGGCUAUAGGCUUUCCAGGCAUUGCCCCCAAAAUAGAGUUUUCUACAAGGACGGCCAUCAGAGAGCCUGUGUCUUUGCAUAGAAACAGAUUUCCUGAAGAACUAUAUAAAUCACAGAGGUCUUUUUCUACAUCACAUGGACCAAUAUUUCCCUUAAAAAAUAUAAAGAAGAGGGCACAGGCGAAUAAUUUUGACAGAUUGCCCAAAGGCAUGCAAUCUCGAAUACCCUCUCCGUAUUGCACCAGCCAUUUCUUCCAGGACCAGCCGGCUCAGUUGAACCCUGGAAAAGAUUUCAGAAUCUCUGGAAGAAACAAGCCUCCAUUUGUAGUCAGACAUGUGGAUAGUGCAAAGCCCUUUGGUGAGAAUUUUUCAGAGCAUCAUUUGCGGAAGUCUAGAAGAAAAUUGAAGUUUUCAAACUUUCCAUUUCCUAUGAGACGAGCUUCUUCUCUUGACAGCCUUGCAGCUAAUGUAAAGGUUAUCAAAGAGCCCGAUGAACGGAUUUUUUUAAGGAAUAAAUCACCAUCACCAUUAGGUUCAAGUGAGUUUGGAAAGCCCUCACCUGGUAGCCAAAGGGGUGCCAAUUUCCACCGGAAAACUUCAUUUACUACCUCUCAGCAUUCCAGAUCUCCUAGCCCUCUGGACCAGCCCCUUCUCCAAGGAAGGUUCCAUCCUAGUUCUCAGUCUACGUGGAAGACAAUUCAUGAAAGAGUAUGCAGUCUUCUGACAUCCCAUAGAGCUCAGCAGCACCGAAAUAAGAAAGAUUCUACCUCUGAAGUAAAUUAUAUCCUUGAAAGACCAAGCUACUCUCUGAAGAAAUAUCCACUGCAUGAACAGAGAUAUUUUUAAGAGAAAAUGAAUGAAAGCUGAAGGAAGAUCAUGAGGAGCUUACUCAUUGAGACAAAGGACACAUCCUUAGAGAAGUGAACAAUGGCUUUUGUUAUUUGUAUUGAGAUUGGUGUCUUAAUCCCCUUUAAAUCAAACCUGUACUCAGCCUUCUGUGCCCAGGUAAGAGUUGUUGAUUAAAGUGUUUGCUGUUUGGGACUCACA
Messenger RNA from Carlito syrichta (Philippine tarsier), 1596 nucleotides. It is a transcript of the gene SPATA6L, whose product is annotated as spermatogenesis associated 6 like. Gene Ontology annotation, biological process: spermatogenesis. The record is from RefSeq and is a predicted model, not a curated record. NCBI's taxonomy places the organism in Eukaryota, Metazoa, Chordata, Mammalia, Primates, Tarsiidae. Gene Ontology annotation, molecular function: myosin light chain binding. The coding region runs from base 217 to 1395 and encodes 392 amino acids. The transcript has 12 exons.